Molecule: messenger RNA, 327 nt
Organism: Adineta ricciae
Lineage: Eukaryota; Metazoa; Rotifera; Eurotatoria; Adinetida; Adinetidae
Source: the annotation of a GenBank genome assembly
AUGAACGAACAACAUCGGCAAGGACAUAUGUUCGAUAACAGUACAAAGUUAUUUACUUUAAUCACGUCAUCAACAACUCCAUCGUCACCAGUUCGUACACGUAGUGUUAUCAAUGCUAUUUAUAUCGCAGGAAUUGUUUUUAUGAUAAUCGUUUUUCUUCUGUUACUUUGGAUUAAUUUAUGCAGUCGACGAUGUUGGUGCUGGCAUGAUACACCAUUAACUAAUCGAUUUAAUCGUCGAUGGCUGAUUAAAAAUUCAAUCGUGAGAAAUACUGAUAUACCAUCAAGAGAAAAUCCUCAACAACGAAGAUUAUCUGGCAAUGAUUAA